UUGGCAAUUGUUUUAUGUAGCAACAGAAUACUAUUUAAAUUUCUAGAAUUGGAUGUCUGUAAUUCUUCAAAAUUAAACUAAACCAGUAGAAAUUUUGUAUGUUUUAGGAUCAAAGUGAUUUUGAGAAGCUAUUUUUCCUUUGAAAUAAAUAUCCGUCCAGUUAUUAGUUUUUUAAAACGGCAAAGUAUUCAUAUCGAAAAUAGAUUUUGUAUGGAGGGCUAGUCAUGAAAACCUACCCAGGUCCUGCUAGAAUUAAAUAUUGAACACAAAAAAUGAGUUACUUACAAGACAACUCAGAUAUUACUAAUUUAAGUGUUAAAGACCCAGACUUAAGUAUACUGUUGGAAGAAAACAAAAAGCUUGCUGCAGAAUUAGCUCAAUGCCAGACGGACAAAGAAUUUGUUUGGUCCUUGUGGAAAAAACUUCAGGUCACCAACCCUGAUGUCACAGAGGCAAUCUCUCUUGUAACUCAGAGAGAAAAAGAAAAGUCUGAGAUAAAGGAUCGCAAAGUUUUGGAGAUCAUCCAGGUAAAGGACGACCGCAUUGAGGAGCUGCAGAACAUUGUCACCAAGCAGGCCGAGGAGAUCAGCGAUGUUUUGUCCAAGAAAGUGGAACUGACAGAGAAGAUCACCAGACUGCAGCUAGAGAAUGAUCAUCUGAAUGACAAGAUCAACAUGCUAGAGAUACAGGUCAGUUUGUCUUAAAAUAGUUCUACAAUAGAUAGA
This is a messenger RNA of Physella acuta, 725 nucleotides long. RefSeq names its product centlein. NCBI's taxonomy places the organism in Eukaryota, Metazoa, Mollusca, Gastropoda, Physidae. The record is from RefSeq and is a predicted model, not a curated record. Gene Ontology annotation, cellular component: centriole; centrosome. Gene Ontology annotation, biological process: centriole-centriole cohesion; protein localization to organelle.